This is a messenger RNA of Dimorphilus gyrociliatus, 5668 nucleotides long. NCBI's taxonomy places the organism in Eukaryota, Metazoa, Annelida, Polychaeta, Dinophilidae. The record is from the annotation of a GenBank genome assembly.
CUUAAAGAAUUUUCUAAAUUUAGCUUAGGCUAUAUGUAGUGGCAUUCUUUAACCGCUACCACCUUAUACGACCGUAUCAUAAUAAAAUUAGAAUUAUAACUGCCUUCGCACCUGCUUUUUAGCGUCCGUCUUCGCGCUGGGACGCCCACUUAGCAUUCUACUUGUCCUAUUUAGACCUUUAUAACUCACUUUUUUCUAACUUAAUAACGUCUUGCCAAAUAUACCGUCCACCAAUAUAAAUUAUCUACAUUGAAAUAUAUUGAACAUAGUUUAAAACAACAUAGAAAACGCGUUGAGGCGAUCUAUUUGUAAUAUUUGUAUAGAUGAAGAGAUAGAUAUGUUUAUACAUAUAGACACGGAACAUAUUUUUUUUGAUUAAGCCAGGUGCAACGGGAUUGAGCGAAGAAAAAGAGAAAGAAAGGCAAUAAAAUGAAAGUUGCGCGUGCUAUUUUAUUGAAUAGCGAGUUUAAUACAAAUUUGUUCUCUUUUCAAUUCGUCCAGCUUGACUUUGGGAUUUUGACGUCGGCUCUGCUGCCCUUCUUUUUUUAUCUACAGGCGCGAAAAUAUUCUCGCACUUUCUUCGUCUUUUAUAUUUAUUUAUAUAUUACAUAUUGCAUAGAAUAAAGCGAAAAUCUGUUUGUACCGACCGAACUACUAGAGUUGGCCGAAAAAGCGUGCAAAUGAAAAAAAAAAUUACCCACUCUCAUAAAUCAAGCGCUAGCAGAAAGAGAGGUGGAGAGGGGGGAAAAAAAACGUGUAAUUAAGUCAUUUUGUUGUGGUUACUUGUGGCCUCAUAAAGGUAGGCUGAUAUAAAAUACGUUAAUUAAUAUAUACGCAUAACGGCGUAAAUAUAUUUGUAAAAUAUAUAUAUUUAUGAAUAGUAAACUUAACAUAUAAUAUUCAUAUUCAUAUAAAUAUAUAGAUAUAAUCGAUAAAAACUGGGUUAUAACUAUGGCGAAUUAAGAAUCAUGUUGAAUAUUAAGUUUCAAUAAGUAUUGUUAGAGAGAAGAUCGUGCCUUAAAGUAAACUUAGCUAAGCGAUGUAGAAUAUGAUUAAAUUAAAUUUGUGGAGUAUGUACAGAAAAACGUAUAAGCUUACUCUUUGUAUAACCUAUUCAUAUACUUGAGAAACCCUUCUACCGCCUACAGAGCAUCCCGACUAACGUUCAAAAGAGAAUAAAAACCCCGAUCGAACGCACAAUCGUACCGUAUUCAAUUGAGGCGCUAGGUAUUUUUACGAAAAGGAUAAAAAAGCCGUAUUGAUUAGCAGGUGUGAGGUCCCCAACUUGUAUUUAGGCCGAGAAAUAUCAGCUUCGUCAAAGCGUUGAAGAGUCUAAAGAGAGAGAGAGAGAGAAAGAGAGAGAGAGAAGGAGAAAAGAGAAACUCGGAAGACUUCAUAACGUUCGACGUCUCGGAGCGAGGAAUGUAAUAAAGCGGCGUCUAAAUGAGAAAAUCUUUCUCUUGAUUUUUUUUUCUACCCCUUACAACAUAUCGACUUUUGUGCUCCGUUUUUCUCUCCCCAGCCGGCCCUUUCUCUUAUCGAAUAUUAUGCAAUAACAUAUAAGCGGCUCGUGUUUAGGACGUUAACUUGGCACUAUAGGAGCUACUGAGUCUCCAACUGUUGAAGAGCUAAGAAGAAUGUUAAUUGAAGUUGCCUAGAGAAAAAGGUGUUGUAUAUGCGUAUUAAAAUUUAAAGCGUUUCUAUUUGUGCCUUCACAGAUAGAGUAUAUAAAUAACAACAGUAUCUAUAACAUGUCUAGAGUACAAAAAUACGUAACAAAUGUUUAAACUUCUAAUAAAGAUAGAGAGGUAAAGAGCCAUAGGUAAAAAAAAACAUACAUAUAUAUAAAAACUUAUAUAUAUAUAUUCUUAUAUAUCCUUUAUUGUGUAUGCUUUAUGUCUAAUAUAAGUGAACGCACGCGUAUAAUGGAUAAAGUAUUCAAUCUCUUUUCCCUCUUAUUCUUUCUUACUUUCUUCUGGAGUAACGCGUAACCCGAUUGCAUAACUUUGACGCUUGUUUAGAAUAUAGUGAAUAAGGUACUUGUGGUGAAGGCAGGUGCCGGAAUAAGACCCGCUUUUGCAAUUUGAAACCUACACCUAUAAAUAAACGUCGUUGCGUUGUGUUGAUUUAAUUACAAAUCGAGGGCGAGAUCGACUAAGUAUCGAAUAGCGUGAAAAGUGCUCCUCAUUGCUCUUUUCAACAUCAUUAUUCGCCCGAUAAACAUCGACUAGACGGUGAGACGGCCGCGAACUACUCGAAAAAGUAGAUCACGCGACGGUCUAGCUCGUCUCUCAUUGGCUAGCAGAUCACCAAUCAGCGUCGUUUUUUGUACAGACACUUUUCUAAAAUCUAUUAUAUAUAGUGAACUAUCAGUCCGGACGGUGAUAAAGGUUUGCUUUCUUAUCUUAAGGCAUGUCGACGUAGGAUAUGGAGCUGCGCUCAGAUCCGAUGAAAGGCGAACCUACAUGCGUUGGCUGUAAAUUGCCAAUCGAGGAACGCUACCUUUUACAGUUGGGAGGUGAAUUGUGGCACGAAAAUUGUCUGCGAUGCUCGGUUUGCCGGGUAGCUCUGUCGAAUUCUUGCUUCGUCAGGGACGGUCGACUCUUCUGCAAAGUUGAUUAUUACAGGCGAGUAGAAUUGAAUUGAAAAACCGUCAACGUCUUGUUUGAACAUCGCGCAACCUUUGACGCUAUAAGCCAGACGUCAUAGAGUGUUGGACACACAACUCGAUGACUGACAAAUGAAGAAUAUGAGAAAAGCGAAUUUUUCUAUAUAGAAUAUUUUUAAAAAAAUAUGCGGCCCUCCCUCUUUACUUUUCGUGUUCGCAUGUCACACUCAGAAAGGAGGACCGUAAUAACAUUUGCUAAAAAUCAAACGUUUCAACCGACUGAACUCGUGAGAGGAUUUCCUCAUUCCAUAUCAAUAGGAAGGCUGGAUGUCUGCGUCUUUUCCUGAAUUAAUUUACUUUUACCAUGAAUAUUUAUGGCUGUUCUCGGGCUGUCAAUUAGCAAUCUGUGUAAACAGGGCGUCGAAAUUGUCAGGUCGAAAGAUGCACGUGCUAUUGACUGACGCUCAUAGAAGUUACGUAAGUGUUUCGAAACGAUACAGAGUCGUAUUUCUGCAAUAAUCCGUGCCCGCGAAUAGACGCCGGUCGCUGACGUCCGGUCGUCAAUUUUCCCUAAUCGACAAUAGAUGAGAUCGAAAGCGUUUGAUAAAAGAAAAGAGGCACGUGUUUAAUUAGAACAGCUGCGAAAACCGGACAAAGUUCUUGGACGGGGCCUCGUGCCUGACGCUUUCAAUAUGCGGCAGUCGAAUUUUCCGGCGUUUAGCGUCACAAUAGCUCACUAUCAAAAUGCACGCCCAUUCGUAUUUUUUUUUCCUGGUGGCUGUGUUACUAAGGGGACGAAAGUGAGGUCUUUCUCUAUUUUACUCAAUUUUUUCGCACGGAAAGUGUCGGGUAGCAACUCCCGUUGAGGUUGAGUACACUCGAAACUCCUCUCUCACUUCAAGAGUAGACCGUCUCGAACGAAAUUGAGAAAAAGAGGAAAGGAAAGCUAAAAAAUUAGGGGGAGUUAUUAAAAGAAAUAGCUUGAAGGCCUAUGAACGCUUGAUAAUCGGAUUGUUCCUCCUCGAACGAGCCCUCAGGGUUGAUACUUAAACUUUUACACAUUAUAGCUGUGUCAUUUCUCAAAAAGAAUUCAAAAUUUAUUUCCGUAGCGUUAUUCGUAAAGAUCGUUCCGGUUUCAGCGUCGAUUAAAAGCGUUUCAAUUGUACCAGGCGAAAAGCAAAUUCGUGUCAGAUUCCUACUCGAGUAGUUCGACAACAAAAAGGCGAAGCGCGCAGUUUGUUUGCAGUCGCUACUAGCAAAACGUAUAAUAGCAGCAAUAUUGCGGUACGUUGGCCGCUGGGAAAGAUGACUGGCAGGCAAAACUCCUUUUUCCUCACAACGAACACGUGAUCGAUUUUUUAUCCCCGCAUUCCGGGCGUUACAGACGCCGACGUCCAGCCGAAAGCGGAAUUUCUUUUCCUCUUUGUUACCGUCCCUACUGCAAAACACAUCAAAGACACUUUUAAAUCCUCUAUUCUUUAUUCCCAUUUCUUUCAUUAGAUUCUACGGGGCGAAAUGUUCCAACUGUAUGCAAGCUAUAUCGCCACAAGAAUUGGUUAUGAGGGCAGGUUCAGCCGUCUAUCAUGUUCAAUGUUUCGUCUGUUCGCUUUGCGGCUAUCAACUGCAAAGGGGCCACCAAUUCGUCGUCCGUCAUGGACAGCUGCUGUGCAGGAUGGAUUACGAAAAAGAGAUGGCCAGAUUACAAUAUGAGAUAGAUCCAUGGUGUACAAACUUUAGCCCAAAGUGCGAUAUGUAUGGAGCCGACGACGAUAGCAGUAUGGAAGAAAACGAUGCCGAUGCCAACAAAGGCCCGAAAAGACCCAGAACAAUUCUCACUACUUCUCAAAGAAGAAAGUUCAAGACGGCAUUCGAAGUAAACCCAAAGCCUUGUAGAAAGGUUCGAGAGGCUUUAGCAGCUGAGACUGGUCUCAGUGUUCGCGUCGUUCAGGUUUGGUUCCAAAAUCAGAGAGCUAAAGUAAAGAAAUUGGCAAGACGACAGGAGCAAGCCGAACAGGGAGUUACCUCCAAGAAAAGCAACAAUUCGAAUAAGAAAAAAGCGGUAGUAACGGCUGCUGUUUCGAAAGAAUUGAAUGGAGACGAAUCACCUAAAGCGUCCCCACCAAACGAAUCUCCUCCGCAACAUUGUAGAACAAACGCACCGUCAUCCGAUGCCGACGUCACCCAAGAUAUUCACUACGCAAAUUUGACGCCCCGCUCUUCUAUUCAAGAAAGAGACGACCGAGUCAGCCUAUACGGAACGUCCAUUGUGUUGGAUGAUGUUCGAAAUUGUCAUAUGAUCAACAAUAAUCAGUUAAAGCAGGCAAAUCCAAUCGAUAAACUAUAUUCGAUGCAUAGUAGUUAUUUUCAACCGACAACUGCUGAAUAGGUCGUUGUUUUUUAUUCCGUGCUUGUUGUUGUUUUUUUUUUGUUUUUGUUGUGCAUGAUAUUUUUCUCCUCUCUUUCUGUCUCAAAACUUUUCCGUAGUGCAAUAAUUAUACAAAGAGAUAUUACAAAAAAAUACCAGGUUAAAGGGCAUUAAAAAAAAAAGAAAUUAUUUCUGUCCCUCUUGUAACUGAUUUAUUAAAAAGUCCGCAGUUCCCCCAGAGGAGGCGGUUGAAUUAACUUGAAUGAGACUAUUGUCGAAAUUUGAAAGUUUUACGACUGUGUACUUGUUCAUCCUCCGUCUGGGGAGGUAUAGCGCAUUCGAAACUGAUAAUAAGGUGCGAAAGAAAAGCGAGAAACUCGUGACACGUUGGCGCUGACCAUUGUGUGCACUGAUGACGCGUAUAAUGACGACUCGUCACAAGGAGACCACGCCCACUUGUCACUUCCGCCUUUCUGACGUGUAGAUGACGGACGAGAGGCGUCUAGGAUGGGACGCUUGUUGCCCGUGAUCGAGACGGAUAGACAGAAUAGUGGAAUGGAGAAAUAUACAAUCCAAUAAGAACCUAUCAAGAGCCGCCCCCUGGUGUGAGCCUGCCACAUUACGCAUACACCGCACAGCAAGACGUCAUGACAGUCGCUUGACCCGGUUUGCUUUUUACCCCUUGAAAAUAGCCA